GCGUCUACUCAGCUUCUGUGAGCGACACUUUCUGAAAACACAAACCGAGCGUCCAGCAGCUGCUCUCGCCGUCCGGGCUUCUCCCAGUUAAAAGAUGGUGGUGCCGAAGCUUUCAGUUUUGUUGCUGUUGCCCUCCUUGAUCCUUCCUCUUUAUUGGACGACCACCUCUGCUCUGUCACAUGACCCCACCUUCAACUACACCAACUCUCGACCCCCCACCAGGGUCAAGAGAGCCAUGCCCUACCUUACUCAAGAGAAAGCAGGAAAAAUCAUCGAGGAAGCAAGAGCUGGUCUGACUUUAGUCAAAGAUGGAUUUGAGCUGUAUGAAAAAGCAAAAACAUUGUCAGGCAUCAUAAAGAAGGUUGCAAAGUUUGCCAGCUUGGCACCAGGCAUCGGAGGUCUGGUAGUGGGCUAUGAUGUGGUCUUGGCCUUCAUUCCUCAGGAGAGCCCCACAGACCAGCUGCAGGCUGAUCUGGAUGAGGUGAACAGGAAGCUGGACUCUCUCUCCAUGGAGAUCUCCAACCUGGCAACGGAUGUGGAAUGGCACAACUACGCCAGCGUCUACUCUCAGGACGAGGUCCGCAUCCUCAACGCCUGGAAGAAGUUCAAUGAGAUCCUCAACAGUUCGAUGUCAGCACAGAGCGAGGAGCAAAAGAUCCGUCUGGCUGAGAUGUUCACCACCUUCUAUGAGAACACGGCCACUGAAGGCAGCGUGGCCAGCCUCUACCACUACCUGACCGUCAGGGGCACGUCUCUCAGCAAGAACCUGCUCGACAUCCUGACCAGGAAGUUUAAAUGCAGCUUUCAUGAUGUGGUCACGUAUGCUUUCUAUUUCAACAGCCUGAUGUAUAGGGGGAUGUUCCCAACCAGGUUCUACUGGAGUCUGAUGGGUUUCAACACGUCAGUCAAGGCAGCUGAACACACCUCAAUGAUGAAACAAGUCGUCAUUGCUGAGAAAAAUGCUCUGAACCAUUGCAACAGCAACUACGAGGAGUAUGUGAAGAUGGACGUGGAGGAGAUCAGCAAAAAAUACAGCUACAAUGACAAAGAAAAAAUUGCUAAGCAGAUAAAAUUGGCAUUGGACAAGAAGUACUUCUGGUACGACUGGGUGGUGGUGGUGUACGACACGAAGCAGGACUACCCUGAUGAACUUUUGGUUUCACUGUAA
Myripristis murdjan (pinecone soldierfish) is the source of this 1168-nucleotide messenger RNA. RefSeq names its product cephalotoxin-like protein. The record is from RefSeq and is a predicted model, not a curated record. NCBI's taxonomy places the organism in Eukaryota, Metazoa, Chordata, Actinopteri, Holocentriformes, Holocentridae.